AUGCUAUAUGUCCACCAUUCGAAAAUGUUAUCAUUGUCAACUUUUGUACCAGAUCCUAGUCUAGUUAUAUUUUGUGCUAUACAAUUAUUAAUUUUAAUGUUAUGUUUAAUUACAGUACCGCAUAAUCAUUAUCAUCAUCAUAGUGAUAAUAAUUAUGAUUUUGGAUACUGUACACCUCAUGUGAAUAAAUCAUCAUCUCAAUUAUCUUCAUGUAAUACUAUUCAAUCAAAUUAUCAUACUAUUACUACUACGACUACUACUACUACUAAUACAGCCAUUAGUAGUAGUUGGUUACCGAAUGAUUUAAAUUGUAAAAUUAUCCCUACAUUAGGCUUAUUUUAUUUAGAUAAAAAUGAAGAAAAUUAUACAUUGACAUUAUCAUCAACAAAUCUCUCAUCAUCUUCAUCAUCUCCAUUCAUAUUAUAUAAUUCCACAAAAGAAUUAAUGAACUAUCUGUCACCAUCAACAGAUUACUGUCAAAUGAAUAUACUUUAUCGUUAUAUUGAAUAUUUCACAUGUGAAUUAACUCGUCUUCUAUUAUGGCUUGAACAAGGUAAACCAGCUGGUUUAAAAAUCAAUAUUCAUUUAUCCUAUUUAAUGGGACAAUUUUUUUUAUAUCAUAUAUUAGCAUGGCGUUCUUAUGUUACAUUUAUUAUUUAUUUAUUAAUUGAUUUAAUGAAUCAAUUAAAACAAUUCACUGGAAUUGAUUCAUUCAAUAAUCACGAUCAUCAUUAUCAUUAUCAUUACAUUUUAAUCAAUAUUAUAACAAUCAUAUGUUUAUUAAUGAGUACAAUUUACUUAGUAACAACAUUAUCUAUAUAUCAAUAUAAACACUAUUAUCCUCUUCCUCCUGCUCCUCCCCCCUAUGUUUAUAUUGUAUCCUUAUUGAGAAUGUUUAUGAUUUAUAUAUCAACAAUAAUACGUUUAUUGUUUAGUUUAUUAAUUUGUUUAUUAUUAGAUACAAUUGAAUUGAUUACAUUGCAUUUAACAAGCUUUUAUAUAUAUGCUACACAUUUACUUCGUUUACAAUUGAAAACAAUAGCUGCUUCAUGGCGUCUAUGUCGUAAUAGUUCUAAAUGGAAUCCAUUACGUAAUCGUGUUGAUAAAAUACCGGAUAUGUAUCUUGAUUCUAAUGAAUUUUUCUUAUCAGUUAGUUCAUUACAGAAGAAAAUUUCAUCAUCCUCAUCAUCAUCAUCUCCAUCAUCACCGACAAUAUUAUCGACGGCUACUACUACACCAGGAUUUUUCAACGACAAAAAUCACUGCCAAAAACAACAAUCAGAAAGAUCAAUUGUGCGACAAGAAAAUGUAUUGUAUAAAUUUAUUUCUCAUAAAAAAGAUUCUGAUAUUAUUCUAUGUGAUCAAUUGACUAAACAAACAUGUGGAGUAUAUCUGGAUCGUUUAUUAGUUUCCACUUUAUUGGGUCUUGCUAUUGGAUUAUGUUUAUUUACUACGACAAUAGCAUUUUAUAUUACAUUUGCAUCUGUUCAAUUGGUUUUACUACUGAUUAAAAAUAGUUUAAAAAGUUUAGUUUGGUUUAUUAUGGAUUUCCCAUUGGAAUCUUUAAUAUUCUGGUUAUUGAAUAGUCCAAAUUAUCAAACUAAGCUAAUUCUGGAAGCACCGCGAAUGGACUCAAAAUAUUUUCCAUUUCUACAAUUAAAAGUAACUAGAAUUGAUUUCACUGAAAUGUAUCAUCAAAAUCAUUUAUUGCAUAAACCAUUAUUUCCAUCAAAUUCAUUAUCUUUCAUGGAAAUAUUCUAUCGUCUUUUAUCUGCUCAAGAUAUUCGAUAA
Messenger RNA from Schistosoma mattheei, 1791 nucleotides. NCBI's taxonomy places the organism in Eukaryota, Metazoa, Platyhelminthes, Trematoda, Strigeidida, Schistosomatidae. The record is from the annotation of a GenBank genome assembly.